This is a messenger RNA of Eufriesea mexicana, 213 nucleotides long. RefSeq names its product protein lev-9-like. The annotation marks the transcript as partial. The record is from RefSeq and is a predicted model, not a curated record. NCBI's taxonomy places the organism in Eukaryota, Metazoa, Arthropoda, Insecta, Hymenoptera, Apidae. The transcript has a single exon.
GCGAACAGCACACCGGUUGUUUGCAAUAACGGCACGUGGUCCAUAGUACCCAGUUGCUCGCCGGCCAGGUGUAAGCAGAUGCCCAAGGCGCCGAAAAACGGAAUAGUGAUAGCGCCGAAGACCGAUCACGGGAUGAAGGCGAUAUUCAUGUGCAAGGAUGGCUUUGAGCUGGUCGGCGGUGGGCCAUUGAACAACUCCAAGUCGAUGGAGUGU